AUGGAGAUUGAGAUAAUGUCAAGAGAGUGCAUCAAACCCUCUUCUCCAACACCUCAUCACCUUAAAACCCACAAGAUCUCUCUGGUUGAUCAGUUCAGCAUUCCCAUGUUUGUUUCCACAAUCAACUUUAAUCUCCCAAACCAAGCAGCUGCCUCCAUCUCAAAGAGAUCACAAGUGUUGAAACAAUCUCUAUCAAAGACACUCAUUCUUUAUUACCCCCUCGCUGGAAAGAUCAUCGACGCUCUUUCCGUUGAUUGUAACGACGAGGAAGUUUCUUAUAUGGUGGCACGAGUUAAUUGCAAUUUACGCUAUUAUCUCAAGCAGCCUGAUUUCUCGAAUCUGCCCAAGUUUGUGCCAGGAGAGAUCAUUCUUCAUGAAAUGACUCCUGGUGCUCAUGUCGCUGUUGUGCAAGAAACUGUGUUUGCUUGUGGUGGUUUUUCCAUAGGCCUUGUUAUUGCACACAACUUUUUUGAUGGAACUUCUGCAAUAGUAUUUCUGAAAAAUUGGGCUACGAUUGCUCGACAAGAAGUGGCUCAAUCUACCGAUUUUAGCUCCUCGUAUAUCUUUCCUCAAAACACUUCAUUCCGAUAA
This is a messenger RNA of Tripterygium wilfordii, 591 nucleotides long. RefSeq names its product stemmadenine O-acetyltransferase-like. The record is from RefSeq and is a predicted model, not a curated record. Lineage: Eukaryota; Viridiplantae; Streptophyta; Magnoliopsida; Celastrales; Celastraceae. The transcript has a single exon. Bases 1 to 591 code for a protein of 196 amino acids.